Molecule: messenger RNA, 3372 nt
Organism: Salarias fasciatus (jewelled blenny)
Lineage: Eukaryota; Metazoa; Chordata; Actinopteri; Blenniiformes; Blenniidae
Gene: fbxo46
Product: F-box protein 46
Exons: 3
Coding region: 522-2819 (765 amino acids)
Biological process (GO): intracellular signal transduction
Molecular function (GO): protein binding
Source: RefSeq, a predicted model, not a curated record
GGCUGCGGGCCUUAUGCAGCUGCUUGUCAACAAGAUGGCCUUCCUCCUCCUCCUCUCGCCGUUCUGACACUGAUUAUUUUGGUAUCCCCGAGAACAUACCGUAAAAGCCUGUGUCACGUCUAAAUAGAUAGCGAGAGAGCGGCCGCUGGGAGUCCUAACAAGGCGCACAGUGAGACAGAGCGCGUCCGGAGAGCUGACACAGAGCCGCGACAGCGGGCGCCAGCAGACGGGGCAGAUAAUGGGACGACAUUAGCCGGAGCAGCUGCUAGCUCCAGCUACGUGGACGCGGAUAGUUAACUCGUGUCACCUGCAUCCGAGCACACGGACCUGUUUGGUUUUAGCGGAAUAAAAGCCAGGGGGCACUUGUCAUCGAGCUGUCUGUGGAGAUUAACACCACCGGGGUUGUCUCCAGUGGCGGGAUUGGUGAUAGUGCCUGUCAGGUUGGCACCAGGAUAGGGAGCCAACGAUGAGAGCUCCUGGUGUUUGCUGGCCAGCGUAGAAGCCGAAAUGCCACGGUCCUGAUGGAUCGAGACACCUUCUCCCACAUUCGGCUGUGGUGCCCACGCCCUUUUGGCACCUACUCUCAGAACAAACCUCGCACUCCAGCGUCGGGGGGCAGCAGCGGAGGCAGUGGCAGGGCGGGGUCCCCGGCUAUCUGCAAAGCUGAGCCCUCUCCUGGUGCCAGAAGGGCGGCGGAUGGAAGUGAAGAUGUCGGGAUGAUAGUGGGGGUGCAGGAGGAGAAUGGAGAAGUGGAGGACGUGGGCUUGGAAAACACUCCACCGGAACCGGAGCUUGACUCCACGUCUUUGACACUGAGCCAGGCGCCUCAACCCCCAUCAGCUCCUCCUUCCCCGCCAUCCUCGGGGUCCCAGAUGGAAGAUGGCCGUGUGCUGUUGGACACCUGGUACGUCAUCAAGCCAGGAAACACCAAGGAGAAGAUUGCCUUCUUUGUGGCUCAUCAGUUCAGUGGAGCAGGUCAGCCCAGACCCAGCGCCAUGAAGGUUAAAGGUAAUUGGGCAACUGACUGCAGUAAAGCCAAAAGACGAAGACGAUGCUCGUCCUACGACCCUCCAACACGCUCCCAAGCCUCCGAGUCGCACCUAAACCAAGACUCCACCCCUGCGCCGCCCAGUCCCGAUGAGCCACACCUCGGAGGGGUGAACGAAACGGACCUGCUUUCGGUAGCAGAGAUGGUUGCCUUGGUUGAACAGAGGACUGCCAUGGCCUUGCAAGGAAUUGUGGCGGUACACGGGAACCAACACCACCAGCCCCCUCCAACCACUCAGAGCCAGGGCCUUACCCCCCACCAGCACACUCUCCUGCGGGGCACAGUAUCAGACCCUUCCUCUGUGGUGUAUGUGUCAGAACGUUCGAAUAGCCAGCCCUGCAAGGAGACCGGGGAGUCGUCCUCCCCUAUCCAGACAGACCAGGAGCUGGAGGAGCAGCAGGAGUCAUGCAGGGUAGCCCAGGCCAUCGCACACUUUGAGUCCCAGAAUCUGGAGAACCGGCUCCAUCUGGGCCCAAGUUCUGGAACAGACUCUUGUAGUCGAGACAGAGAAAGAGAACGUAGAAGAGGAGGCGAGUCCGACACUGUAACACCACCUCCACCCCCUAGUCACAGUCACGGCGAGGUUAGAAUAGCUUUCAGAGUGUCAAACCUGGACCCGCGGUCUCAGCUGGAGCCGGCUGGCAGGUCCCGCUGUAUGUUCAUGAGCUGUGGUGGCGGGGGGAAUCAGGCAGCAGCCAGAGCUAAAGAGAAAAUCACCUGUGACCUCUACCAGCUUGUCAGUCCCUCAUCGAGGGACCCCAGCAGUCUGCUGCUUGCUGCAACAACUGCCACCCCCAAACCAGAUGGAGACCAUCACCCAGACAGGCCCGCCUGCGGCAGCCCAGACCCGUCCCAGGAGCUCUCCUCCUCGGAGAAGAAAGGCGUGGGAAGGGAGCGAGUGACUGGUUUUCACGUGGAGGUGGUGGUGACGGGCGCCGUGGACCAAUGUGUGUUUUAUGGUAAGGACAGUACAGAGAAUGUGCAGGAGGAGACUGUGUGUUUUGCUAUGCCUACUGGUGCAGGAGUCAGUGGGAGUGUAGGAAGCUCUGCUGACCCCUCAUCAGAUGAUCCCCCUCCUGGACAGCUGUUCUUCCUUCAGCCCUCCCGGGGCCCGGAGGAGGACGUGAAAGUAUCAGGCACUGGCAGUGGGUCAGGAAUGUGCUCUUUGGACUGUGCCAACAACAACAGUCCUGUUACAGGGGGGCCAGUGGGCUCAGGGGAGCGGGCAACUCAACCGGACUCUCCAGGUGUCGGGGAAGACUGUUCAGACCCUUCACUGUGUCGCCUCUACCGCCACGUGUCCCACGACUUCCUGGAGAUUCGCUUUCAGAUCCAGCGGCUCCUUGAACCGCGACAGUACAUGUUACUGCUCCCCGACCACAUCAUGGUCAACAUAUUCAGCUACCUGCCCACGCGCUCCCUGGCAGCUCUCAAGUGCACCUGCCACUACUUCAAGGUCUUGAUUGAGACCUACGGUGUUCGAGCGGUGGACUCGCGCUGGAAUCAAGACCCUCUGUACAGGGACGACCCCUGCAAGCAGUGCAAGCGACAGUAUGAGCGCGGGGACGUUUCUUUGUGCCGUUGGCACCCCAAACCUUACCACCAUGACCUGCCUUAUGGACGUUCCUACUGGAUGUGUUGCCGGCGCACAGACAAGGACACACCGGGCUGCCGUGUCGGGCUCCACGAUAACAACUGGGUCCAGCAGCCUGCCGAUGGCUCUCAGCCGAUCCGCACCAAGAGGGAGGACAGGAGGGAGGAGGCGAGGUAGAGCGGAAAGAGUACGCCUCAUACCGACCGUCAUCUCAUCCUGCGCACCUCCUUCAGCAGUGCGAGGUUGGAAUCAGCACUCCAGGACAGUUUUUUUUUUUUUGUUUUUCUUUGCUCCAGCACUCCUCUUUCCUCCUCGCCCUCAGUGGAGGGAGGUUCAGAUGUAAAGAAGGAAGAGAGGUGUAUCACUCUCCUUGCCUUUUUCUUUUUCAAGCCCUCAAGAAUCUCCUCUUCUCCUCUACUGUGCUCCAGAGUGGCUACUUUUAAAAGUUUGCAUACCAGGGUUGGGGUCCCCUCCUCUUGCUGUCAUUCAGCCCCCCCUUUUCUGCCUCUUAAUCAUCUGGGUCUGUCUAACUCUGCACAUGGUUGUUAGGUAAUUCAUGUGAAAACUUUGCAGUGUAUUUGAUUGAGAUUAGCAUUGAUUAAGUGACGCAUAGAAAUGUAAUGCCCUAGAGCCUGCUUACGAUUCCCAAUACUUGUUCUGCGUUCUGUGUCGUACCACAAACCUCCAUGUUAGCUGUACAAUGGUGCUUCAAGGAAUGAGCUGUACCGAG